Messenger RNA from Penaeus monodon (black tiger shrimp), 1731 nucleotides. Its product is annotated as protein sym1-like. The record is from RefSeq and is a predicted model, not a curated record. The transcript is spliced from 6 exons. The coding region runs from base 647 to 1483 and encodes 278 amino acids. Gene Ontology annotation, cellular component: membrane; cytoplasm. NCBI's taxonomy places the organism in Eukaryota, Metazoa, Arthropoda, Malacostraca, Decapoda, Penaeidae.
UUUUUAUUUCAGACUUUGCUAGAGUAGGGAGCCAUUCGUGGUCUUUCUUGCUCGACUCUCCUUUGCGAUUCGAUUUUGACUGAAGUCAAAAAUCUCCGAACGACUCUCGCUUGCUUAAGGGUGAGCUGGAAAUAACAUUCAACCUUUAAAGGAAACUGACGCACGACGUAACGAUUUUUUUGGUUGUCCGAUUUGAAAAUACCGUCGCAGUUAAAAAAAACGUUACAUAAUUUUUGAAUUUGUCGUUGCGUCAUCCCUUUUCUCUAUUGCAGCGAUCAAUUGUAUCACCGUAUUGUUUAAAAGAAAGUUUUCAACAAACCACAGUUUUAUUGCUAUUUUCGAGUUUAAUCGGUUAUCAUUUUGCUGUGUAAGGGGAGCUUUGUCAGACCCAAAGAAUCAGUUAACGUCGUUUCUUAAAGUUCAAAUUUAGGAAAAAAAGGUAUAUAUUUUACAAGGAAAUAUCUUUAUAAGAAACGAUUGCUUUUUGUUUCGGAAGCUCUAUAACAUCAUCUGAUCCACUGUUUCACAUUGAUAAAAAGGGAUAAGUGAUUUUUUCAUUGCUGUGAAAAAAAGAAAAAAACAAAAACAAAACAAAAAAGAAAAAAAAAGAGGCCUACAUUAAAAAAAAAAGAAGAAGCAAGCGAAGAUGCCUGCUGUUCUCUCCACUGUCGCUAAGGGCGUCCGAAAAGUGCUCGACAAGUACCCGGUGACGCGAGGCAUGGUGGCCUACGCGCUGCUGUGGCCGGCAGGAAACCUCGUGCAGCAGAGUCUCGACGCCUCGCGUGCUUCCUUCGACCUGUGGGAAGCCCUGAGGUAUGGGCUCUACGGCUCUUGCAUCAACGCCCCGCUCCUCUACAGGUGGAUCAAGACCAUGACAUACCUCAUUCCGGGAAAUUCGCUGAGACACGCCAUUGCCAAGGGCUACGUGGACCAGCUGGUGUUUGCUCCCUUCAAUAUUUCGCAGUUCUUCCUGGGAAUGUCGCUUCUUGAGGGCAAAGCGGUGGACGAGAGCAUCUCCGAAUGGCAAGACAAGAUGCUGCCGACUUGGCUGGUGAGCCUCUCCAUCUGGCCGAUCAUACAGACCCUCAACUUCAGCCUGGUGCCGGAGAAGAACCGCGUGAUGGCGAUCUCCCUCGGCUCCUUCUUCUGGAUGGUGUUCCUCUCUUACGUGCACCACACCCGCACCGAGGACCUGCCCGCCGAGCUCACCACACGCCGCGUUCACUACGACUACAAGCACGGACCGCGAGAGGCCAUCGAGACGUGGGUGACAGCCGCAGCGAUCUCCUCGAACGCGGCCGCCUUGCCUAGGCCUGAAGGCUGGGGUUCUGUAUUCGCUACGACGGCCCACUGUUAUUCUGCGAAGAAUGAGAAGUCAUCCCAUGAGGAACGUGACCUCACUGCCAAGAAGACAGGGGAUUCAUUAAGUUGUACGAACGGGAAGAUGAUGUCCACAGCAUGUGACGUCAUUAGGAAAGAAUGAACCGUGCGGGUUGAGCAAACAAGACGUAAUGAUACAUCUGGAAGGAAUGAUUCGUAUGGCUGUGAGGAGAGGAAAGAGCGAUACAUCUGGCUGGAAGGAAUGCUCCGUCCGAUUUUGGAAAUGGGUCUCCUUGUCGGUAGAAAGCUUUGGCACUUGUCAAAUAAGCAUGAGGCUCCAUCCACAUGGGAGUAGACUACAAUGAUAAGAUAGAGAGAGAGGAGAGAGAGAGAGAGAGAGAGAGAGAGAGA